AUGCGGUAAGUAAAACGACAGUUUUACAAAACAUGACUUCCAAUGAACUGUUUUGCGGCUAACCUAAAAGUACUCUAGUAUUAUUUAUAAUAUAUGAUAGUUAUACAAAACACAUUUAUAAUUCAACAUUUCAACUUUAUUAAAUUUGGUAAUAUAUAAUAUCCCAGACUUCAUAGAGAACAAUUGUAACCUAAAAUUGGUUAUUUUGCUUUGUAAUUAAUCUUGUUAUUGCCAAACGUCUAUUAUGCAGUAGUAUAUGGCCAAGGUUCGUACAAGCUUAUUUAUAAAUUCGUGUCAUAUAUUCGUAAGAAUAUAUAAAUGACAAAAAAUGUGUAUGGCUUUACACAAUUACAAUCAAAAAACAGCUCUCAAACGUCGAACUUUUAUGUACCUUCAAUUAACAAAAACCUUAAUUUCUUACAAAUAAAUAGCCGUUUUACUAUACACCUUGUUUGCUUUCCCAAUGUGACCUUCUGUUUUGUAUUACACUUUUACCUAUUUAUUUGUAAUGCGUUGUUUAAUAUAGAUAAAAACAAAUUUCAUAAUAAAGAACUUUUAUCUAAUAAAAUCCAUCUAAAAAAAUCAAAAAAUUUACUUAUAAAAUUUUUAUUUUAUUUUCUUAAUAAUGCUCUUCUCUAAUCAUUUUUAAAUGCUAGUCAUAAGAUGAGGUACAUAAUUAUUUAAUUACGCUUUAUUUUACAUGGGUCCUGGUACGAAAACGAACGUCACAAAUGUUUGGCUUUCUGCAAUAGGUGGACAGGAUUUUUUAGAAUUCGCGAGCUAAUUGUAAGUUUGGUUCGAUCGAAUGUGCAUAAAAAUUUUGUUAGUAGUUUUGCAGUUUUGCAGUUUUAAGAUUUUUUUUAUUUAAAGUUUUUUAGGUUUGAUAUGGGCAAACUUCACGGAAAGUUGAUUAGGGAAAGGAGGAAGGCGAAGAAAUUAAUACAAAAAGAAAAGCAAAGCAAAGGAAAAUUACCUGUUGUUCGUAAAACGUCUAAACAAAUUGAAGUAAAAGCGACGAAAGUUGGCAACAUUCGUGAACGAAAAGGGAUACGAUGUAUUCAGCCAGACGAAGCUAUGAAAGUUCCUAAAUGUCCUCAUGGUAAGUUUUUUAUUGCAUUUUUUUGUUUUAGGCUGUGAAUAUUACACAUAUUAACGUUUUACUUAAAACCAACUCUUAAUUUUAUUGUUUAGAAUUAGAUAUUGUUGAUAUCUUGAUUAAAAUUUUUUAUUAUCUUUUUUGAUUUAAACAUAAUUUUCUAUUUUUUUUCAUAUAGAAUUUUUUAAAAGCAUAUUUAGGUCCCUGUUUGCUAUUUACGGAUGGAAUUGAAAAUUGGUUUUCUUGUUCUAUUUAUCGUGCAAAUGAGCUAUGUAAUUAUCGUGUCACUAUUACCGAGGGUGGUACUCAUGAUUUUGAAGACGCUUUACAAAUAGUGUAUACAUACGGUUUGGGAAACUCAAGGAGGACGUUUGAGGAAACAAAGAAUAAGAAUGAGUUGAAUUGGUGUGUACGAUGUUUUGCGUAUGUCAGUUUGCCACAUCAACAUCCAGUGGAAAAGCUUUUAAAGUCGGGGGAUCUAAAUUUGAUUGGAAAGCUAUUAAAAGCUCCGAAGGCAAAAAACGAUGGCGAAGCGGUAUGUAGUGCCUUCCGUUUAGGUUUUGAUGAAACUGUUUGUUAUAACUUUUUUUUGUUUUGUUAUUAUGAUAUUUUUAGCAAUACUGGUUCACAGGGGAAGUACUAAGAGUUUUGACAGAGAAUUUGAAGACCUUUGAUUCAAUUUUGUGUAUUGGAUGUCCAACAGUAGCUGAAUUUAUGAGGAAAGCCGGAAAGAAGAUUUUUGUUCUGGAUUAUGAUCAUAGGCUGGUGUGUUUAAUUUAACUAAUAUUUUUUUAUGAUCGCUAAAUAGUGUAGGUUUUUGCCAGCCGCAUUUAACGAUGCGUUUCAUUUGAUUUGCAUUGUUCAAAUGCAAUUUUUUGAUUUAAUAUUAUUCUAGUCCAACUUCUUUGAUCCUACACAGUUUGCACACUACAAUAUGUUGUCUAAUUACUUUUAUGAGGCUGAUGGAGUUGAUUGGACAACAAAGUUUUUCAAAAAUGCAUUUAGAACAGCUUUAGUGUGUGAUCCACCUUUUGGUGUUCAAUUUGAACCAUUGGCAAGAAGUUUGAAAAAGAUUGAGGAUUUACACGCGGAGUUGAAUCCUUGUGGGGAAUUUACGAAAUUUUUGUUUUCACCGGUGUUUAUGAAAAGGUUUAUGAAUGGUUACAGGAUGUUGGACUUUAAGGUGUUGUUUUUAUUUAUUUUUUACUUUUUUAUGCGUUUACGAAACAUGUGGUUUGUUUAUUAGGUAUGAUAAUCUCUUAAAGUUUUUGACAAAAUUGCAUAAAAAAGCGUGUUUAUAGGUUACAUAUGUAAACCAUCGCCAAUUCUCUGAAAAAAGGAAAACUAUUGUUCGUAUUUUUACCGACAUGAAAGAUUUAAAAACUUUCAAACUGCAAGAUGGCUACAGGUAAAGUUUUAAAUAUAUUUUUUUAGAAAAAAAAUUAAAUCUCUUAAAUUAUACUUUGGUUGUUUAAAAAUUUACUUUAUAAUGAUAGUAGUAGUUAUUAUCAGAGUUUUCGAAGGCUCUGGAGCCAGGCCCGGGGCAGAUCCGGAGCUUAAAUUUAAAAAAGGCGGGGUUGAGGCUGCAAAUUAAAUUUGAUUAAUCUGGCUAUUAUUAACGCAUUUGCAAUUAUAGAUUGUGCAAGAAGUGCUCACGGUACGUAAGUGAUGAAAAUGAGCAUUGUAAAAAGUGUAAUGAAUGCGCAACUGAACUAGGACCAACAUACCGGCAUUGUGACAUGUGUGGAAAAUGUGUGAAACCAUCUUAUAAACAUUGUAUUACAUGUCUUAGGUGUCAUUUACCAAAUCGAUGCAUUAAAUGA
This is a messenger RNA of Bursaphelenchus okinawaensis, 2919 nucleotides long. Lineage: Eukaryota; Metazoa; Nematoda; Chromadorea; Rhabditida; Aphelenchoididae. The record is from the annotation of a GenBank genome assembly.